UGGCUGGGGCUCGCCCUGCUGCCCCUGGCCGUGCCCCCCGCCGCCGCCCCCGGGGGCUGCCCGUCCCCCUGCUACUGCGUGGCCACCCCCGAGCUGGUGCAGUGCCGCUACGAGCGGCUGGACGAGCCGCCGAGGGAGCUGCCGGCCUCCGUGCACAACCUGAGCAUCGCCGGCAGCAACCUGAGCGUGCUGCGCAGAGCCGCCUUCGCCGCCCGCCCGCUGCCCGACCUCCGCCUGCUCCGCCUGCACCACGACAACAUCCAGGCCAUCGAGGACAUGGCCCUGCAGGGGCUGCCGGCCUUGCGGACCCUCGACCUGAGCCACAACCCUUUGCUCUCGGUGGCUUCGGGCGCCUUCGCGGGCGCCCCGCUGCUGCGCACGCUGCAGCUCAACCAGGCGCUGCUGGCCGCCCCGCUGGAGGAGCAGCUCGCCUCGGCGCUGCGCAACCUCAGCCUGCGGCGCCUGGAGCUGGCGGGCAACGAGCUGCGGGCGCUGCCGACCACCCUGCUGCCCGCCGGCCUGGAGGAGCUGGACCUCCGCAACAACUCGCUGCAGCGGCUGGCGGCCGCCGAGCUGCGUAGCUUGGAGGCGCCGGGGCUGCGGGGGCUGCGGGUGUCCCUGGGAGCCAACCCGCUGCGCUGCGACUGCGCCCUGCGCCCGCUGCUGGCUUGGCUGCGCUCCGCCGCCGCCCGCGUGCCCGACGCUCGAAGCCUGCGCUGCGCCGGGCCUCCUGCGCUGCGCGGGGCCUCGCUGCUGCGCCUGCGGCCCGAAGGGUUGGGCUGCGCGGCCUCCGAGGGCGGCGAGGCCGGGAGGCUGGAGACGGCCUCCUACGUCUUCUUCGGCAUCGUGCUGGCCCUCAUCGGCAUCGUCUUCCUCAUGGUGCUCUACCUGAACCGCCGCGGCAUCAAGCGCUGGCUGCACAACCUGCGGGAAGCCUGCCGCGACCAGAUGGAGGGCUACCACUACCGCUACGAGCAGGACGCCGAUCCACGCUGCGCCAGCGCCGCCGGCACCCCCGGCCUCUGACGGCACCCCCGGCCUCUGACAGCACCCCAAAAUCCACCCAUCACGCUGCCCCUCGACGCCUCCAUCCCCGGCAUCCUCCCCGACCCCAUCCUGGUGCCACGGCACCGCUCCGGAGGCAGAGCCACCCCUGGGGAUGCUGCGCGUGCCCAUGUUGGGAUGCGUCCAAGCGGGCAGCAUCGCCCCUCGGAGGGCUCCGGACUGGCUCGCCCCCACACCCUGCUCCAUCCCAUCCCAAUGGGACAGA
This is a messenger RNA of Cygnus atratus (black swan), 1270 nucleotides long. It is a transcript of the gene TPBGL, whose product is annotated as trophoblast glycoprotein like. Gene Ontology annotation, biological process: negative regulation of canonical Wnt signaling pathway. The transcript has a single exon. Gene Ontology annotation, molecular function: protein binding. The record is from RefSeq and is a predicted model, not a curated record. The annotation marks the transcript as partial. Gene Ontology annotation, cellular component: plasma membrane. Lineage: Eukaryota; Metazoa; Chordata; Aves; Anseriformes; Anatidae.